AUGAGCGAGGAGGAGAGGUCUUCUGCUGCUCAUAUUUUGAAAGUUCUUAGAAAACAACCUAAUAUCAAUCUACCAGAAGGCAUCAAGAUACCAGAAGGACAUGUUUUCAAAUUUUUAUUAUAUGGAGCUGGUGUUCAAAAGUAUCAAUGUGCAACUAAUGAAACAACUAAAGCCAAAUUUUGGGCAUUUGUUGGACCAUCGGCCUAUCUUAUCAACGACAUUAAAAAAGAAAAAUUCAAAAAGGAGUAUAGAGUUGCAUACCAUUUUUUCCAAGAGAAACCUGUUAACGGUGGGAGACCAACAUGGAAAUCUAUUAUAGAAAGCGACAAAUCUUUGGUCAUCACCGCUGUGCGUUCUCAAGCACCUUCGCCUGAUGAUCCAGCAAAGAAUGUUCCAUGGCUAGUAACCCAAGCCACUCAUAAUGAAGGUCCAGGUGCUUUCUCUGAUGUAACCUAUAUACUUCGUAUUGCCACUUAUGGCGGAAUUGCACCACCAGCUAGUGAUUGUGGUACCAAAUAUAAAGAAGGUCAAGAACUUAGUAUUUACUAUACAACUCAAUAUUGCAGCGAAACCGGAAACAGUAGUAGUAGUAUUGGAAGAAAGAAUAGUGAUGGUCAUUUGAUUGCUGAAGAAUUGUUAACAAGAUUAGAAUUAUAUGGUGUGUGUAAAGAAUGUCUAAGGCCAAAAACAGGAUGGUUCUGGUGUCAGCCAUAUCAACAUAAAUUGAUCGAUGGUUUUUUGAAAUCUAUUCUACUUUCCGCCAAGUCGUAUCGUGACUUUGCACAAUGGAUCCCGUUCAAUCGUUUAAAGAAUAUUAAAUUUUUGUCAAAAGGUGGAUUUUCAACCGUUUAUACGGCAGUUUGGCUGGAUGGUUGGAUAUUAGAGUGGAAUCGGAUCGAUAAAUGUUGGUCACGAAGUGGCGAACGAACUGUUAUUAUGAAAGUUUUAGAAAAUUCUGUUAAUGCCAAUGAAGAAUAUUUGAACAAUAAGAUUAGGCCUUUGUUCGAAAGUAAAUUUGGUGUCAUUCGAUAUUAUGGAAACAAUUUACUUGGCAAGAAAAAAUGA
Molecule: messenger RNA, 1065 nt
Organism: Entrophospora sp. SA101
Lineage: Eukaryota; Fungi; Glomeromycota; Glomeromycetes; Entrophosporales; Entrophosporaceae
Source: the annotation of a GenBank genome assembly